Trichoderma atroviride IMI 206040 is the source of this 1500-nucleotide messenger RNA. RefSeq lists its product as uncharacterized. Lineage: Eukaryota; Fungi; Ascomycota; Sordariomycetes; Hypocreales; Hypocreaceae. The record is from RefSeq and is a predicted model, not a curated record. Gene Ontology annotation, molecular function: zinc ion binding; DNA-binding transcription factor activity, RNA polymerase II-specific; DNA binding. Gene Ontology annotation, cellular component: nucleus. Gene Ontology annotation, biological process: regulation of DNA-templated transcription; DNA-templated transcription.
AUGUUGGCUAUUACAGUGAGAUUUUCUAAAAACCCCCCAGAGGGAUUCUCCAGUCAGAUUCAGACCAGCAACUAUUUUGCUGCCCAUACUAGAUCCCUCAUCCUUCCAUCAAUCGAUGAGCCAAGCCUGCAACGGAUCCAAGUGCUUCUUAUGCUCACCGGCCAUGGAUGGGGCUCGGGCGAGGGGAGGCGCGCAUGGGUCUACCUUGGGAUGGCCGUGAGAAUGGCUCAGAUCAUGGGCCUCUUUGACGAUCCCCCGGUUGGGGCCCAGACCAAAGAAGAGUUCAUUCACGGAGAGGAACGACGGCGUACCGCAUGGACUUGUUUCCUCAUGGAUAGCCUGCUGAGCGGUGGCAAGGGCCGUGAGCGGCUGCUAUCUGCCGACAGCAUGCACAUUCAACUACCGUGCGACUCGGGCAACUUUAUCUUUGGCGAACCUGUCAUAUGCCCCCAUAUCGACAUCUUCCGAUCUGAUGGCAACCCACACAUCCCGAUCGGCAAGCUAGGCAUCGUCGCAUACAGCAUGCGAGUUGCUGACGUCUGGGGUGCUGUUGCGAAGUGGUCCUGCUCCUCGCAUCCAAAUAAUACGCCUCCGUGGCAACCAGAGUCUGAACUCCAGCGUUUGUUAGUUCGCUUAAACGCCUGGAGGGAAUCACUGCCGCCACGUCUAAGGUAUGACCUAUCGUUGCUGCAUGCGCAUAGCGUCCAGAAUCAAGGACAGGCGUAUUGCUAUAUGCAUUGUAUCUACUUCAUGUCUGUCAUCUUCCUUUAUCGAUCCUACCUGCCGGAACUGGAAAUGCACGAAGAGGCCGAGUUAGAGAACGGCGAUAGGAAGCAGUGGACUAUGUUUUCCUCCAGAGAGCUUGCACAAGUUGCCGACCAAGUAUGCGAAAUGCUACAAGAGAUUCGCGGAUUCGGCCUCUUCUUCCUACGAGGCCUGGUUCCGUGGAUAGGCUUCACUAUCUAUACAGCUGUUGGAACAUUGCUGUACUUUUGGCAUUUCCCUCACGUAAGCGAGGGCGACCCGCAGAUGGAGAGCUGGCGGCAACGCAUCAUUGAUGGUUGCGUUUUCCUUAAAGAUAUGAGACAAGCCUGGCCUAUGGCUGAUACCUGGCGCGAAACUAUCAAAGCGAUGCACAUAUUUUAUAGCAACUCCAAGUCAAAGGGCACCGAGUCAGUGAGCCCGAGUGCCAGACGAGAAAUGCGAAAUGCCAUCAUCGACUAUGGCGCCCUGCAGCCGUCCCCCGUCCACCCUGCUGAUAGUGCGAGCGAAGAAGAUGUCGCAAUUGCAUCUGAACAAGAAGAAACAAUAGCUACGCACGAUAUCAGUACGAAUGAGACCGAGCUUGUGUCUCAUGAAUUUGGCGUGGUACCGCCUGCCGAUUAUGACCUUUUUGAUACGCACUUCGAUAUUGACUCUACUAUGCAGGCGUCAUUUGCAGAUGCUACCCAGGGCUUCUGGGAAGGAUACCCAGGAAAUGUUGAGGUGUCAGGGUGGUAG